UGAUAAAAGUACUUACACAGCAACUCUAAUUAAAUGUAAAAAACCAGCGGCACCAACAUUUGGUGUCAGCUUUUGUAAAUACAACGCGUUCAGCAUGAAUUGCACGGGAACGUGCAGAACGGGUUAUUAUUUUCCAAAUGGCAGAAGAGAAAUGCUUCUUCAAUGCAGAACCGAGAACGGAGUUUGGUAUCCUGGAGGAGAAUUUCCUGCCUGCUCACAAUUCGAUAAUGAAAAAUAUACAGAUCCGACUCAACAGCAAGAGCAAUUAAGCAGAUUACUGGCAGUGACUUUAAGCAAAUGCGGAAAAAGAGAAGCACCAGUUUUUGGAUACGUCAAUUGCAAUUACGAUGCUUUAGGAAUGAAUUGCACAGGAACAUGCAAAACCGGUUAUUAUUUUCCUGGAAAGAGAACAGAAACAGUCCUCCGAUGCAGGACAGACACUGGCUAUUGGUAUCCUCGAAACGAAUUUCCUACCUGCAUAUCAUACGACGGCGACAGAUAUACGGACGAGUCUCAGCAACGACCCCAAGAAGUAAACAGCCAAUUGCAGGUCACUCUAGCUAAAUGCGGAAGAAAAGAAGCUCCGGCAGCCGGAUACGUGAACUGCGAAUAUGACACUUUGGGAAUGAACUGUACGGGAACGUGCAGAACUGGCUAUUAUUUUCCGGGAAGAAGAACGGAAAUAACCCUUCGAUGUCGAACAGACAGCGGUUAUUGGUACCCUGUAAACCAAUUUCCUUCCUGCACCUCAUCAGGUGAAUGCAGGUUUCAUUUCUCUGAUUUAUUUCUCGCAAGUUAUUUCUAAAGACAAUUUUAAAAUUUCUCAAAAAGAUUUUAAGAGAUAAUUAAAUAAAUUCGUCUACUGCGUAAUUUAUAACUAUUUUCUAUUCGACCCAAAAAUAAGGAGAAACCAAGAUUAAACUCUGCCGGAAAGAUCUUUUCCUAGAUUAAAUUGAUCAUAUUUUAAAUCUGAAUGCUCGGAAAGACAUUAAUCCCGUUCAGAAAA
This is a messenger RNA of Centruroides sculpturatus (bark scorpion), 1006 nucleotides long. RefSeq lists its product as uncharacterized. The transcript is spliced from 9 exons. Bases 95 to 805 code for a protein of 236 amino acids. The record is from RefSeq and is a predicted model, not a curated record. Lineage: Eukaryota; Metazoa; Arthropoda; Arachnida; Scorpiones; Buthidae.